This is a messenger RNA of Verruconis gallopava, 2324 nucleotides long. RefSeq lists its product as uncharacterized. The record is from RefSeq and is a predicted model, not a curated record. The coding region runs from base 290 to 1684 and encodes 464 amino acids. NCBI's taxonomy places the organism in Eukaryota, Fungi, Ascomycota, Dothideomycetes, Venturiales, Sympoventuriaceae. The transcript is spliced from 3 exons.
CUUUUCUGCGUGCGUGUGUGUUGUGGCUUUGACCCUUCUGUUCUGUCCGUAAUUAACCUAAUUUGUGACAGCGUCUCCAUAUUUUUUUUUGGGUAACCCAUCCCUGAUCUCGCUGCCUCUUCACCUUCAAACGCGAGUUUUCCUUUUUCUACACCCUCCUGUGACUCUUCGAUGACCGCUUCUUAUGCCGCCGUGUAGCCAAACCAUACCGCUUUCCAGAACAACAACGCCAGACUCAGAGAACUAUGCUUAGGCUGUAACCGUGGAACCGUCUCCAUAACUCAACCCUAUGGCGGCCAUCAUCCGGCUUUCAAAGCCGAACCACCGAAAGUUAAUUCGUUUUGCAGCCGUCUGCCUUGUAAUUGUACUCUUCAUCACAACGCUUGCCGUUCUAAGCUCCAGCAAUGGCAAAGUUGCCUCGUUCCUCCCAGAUAUACCCCAUCUUGACUACAAUCCCUUAAGUAUCCUGCGACCUGCAACAAGCGAACAAAGCGGUGCGCGACAGGGACCAAGUUUAGGCUAUCCCCUUGGUGAUUGGGAGUUCAAUGUCGAACGAGACGGCAGAAAUUUUGGGCUCAGCGACGAGCAAUGUGCCGCCGCGUUCCCUGACUACUAUCGCGAAAUCGACCGGGCUGUGACAUGGCGGAAGGAGCAGAACCUGCCGAAGAUCGAAGAGUCUCAAAUGGAUAUUUCUUGGCGAGAGGGUGGAGAGAUCAUGCGGCUUAUGAUCUAUGAUCGCAAGCUCUACAUCAUCGAGCACAGAUUUUCGGAGCAUGGCUACGACCUGCCUCGAGCACUCUCACUCCUCCACGAAAUCCACCGAGCCAUCAUCGCUUAUUCUGGUCCGCUACCCAACAUUGAGUUCUCCAUGUCUUUGGGGGACUGGCCUGGAGACCCCGACGCAAAAUGGCCCAUUUGGGUGCUUACGCGGUGGAAGGAUGAGAACGACAAAUGGGUCAUGCCUGAUUUCGGCUAUUGGAGUUGGCCUCUCGACGUAAUCGGUGACUAUUCGCAAUUUAGGACUGAUGUUCGUGAGAAUGAGGUGCCGUGGGAAGACAAACUGAAAAAGGCAGUCUGGCGAGGAGCGGUCGGCACGAACAAGCUAAGAGAGGAUUUGGUCAGGGUCUCGAAGGGUCGUAGCUGGAGUGACAUCCAUGCUGUUGAAUGGAUUAACAUGACGACGAUGGACGAUGGAUCGUUCAAACGAUCUCUAACCAUUACAGAUCAUUGCAACUACCAGUUUCUUGUUCACACAGAAGGUCACACCUACUCUGGACGAGGAAAGUAUCUCCUCAAUUGUGAAUCCGUUUCGGUCGUUCACAAACCCAACUGGAUUGAGCCCCACACCCAUCUUAUGGUCGAGUCGGGUCCUGACCAGAACAUUGUUCAGGUCGAACGCGAUUUCUCCGACAUGAACGAAAAGAUGCUUCAGUACCUCAGAAAUGAAGACCAAGCGCACGAGAUUGCCAAACGGAGCGCUGCCGUCUUCCGUGACAGGUACCUGACGCCGGCGGCACAGGCAUGCUACUGGCGAAGACUCUUCAAGGCCUGGGCAUCCGUAAGCUUUGAACCGCAGCAAUACAUUACCAUCAAGGACAAACUCGGCAAGGUCCGGCGCAAGAGUCGGGGGACGCCCUUUGAGACGUUCGUAGCUGACCUGGUCAUGCCUACCCUUCCUGGCUGAAGCAUAGCGAGAACGCGCCAGCUUAACGUGCAAUCUUGCAAUGGGAGUCUGGAUCACGAGUUUUAUUUUGCAAUAUUUUGCAGCGAGCAGGGAAAGUUUGGAAAGCAUCACCACUCUCAAAAUCGCCUGCUCAUGAUUCAGCCCAUGACUAUACCCGCCAAGUCGGGCUAAGAUGUCUUCGAUUCAACCGAACGGGUUCUUUUUGUCUUCGGCCUCGGCAUUCGGGGAGCUGGGUUAGUAAUGACGAAAACAAGGCACACUCUUAGUGCUCAUGUCAAACUCAAGCAAAGAUCUGGGGUUUGAGUGUGUCCGAGAUGAUGGCCAUCCCGUCCUGGGCGUUUUUGUUUCUGUAGCCUGCAAAUCCUAGCCCGUGGCAGAUGAGGCUGUGGCUACUAAGUACUUGGAGGUGUCACACGCGGACUUGGCAUCACGAAAUGAAGGUGAUGGGGAUACAAUUUUGUCGAAAAAGAUUCAGGAUGAGAUAAUCUUUCCUCUGCGACGAGUGUCGCGUAGCAAAUAUACUGUGGUCUAAUAUCCGUCCGAGAUAGACAAGUGAAGCGGGAUGUCGAUUUUCGCUAUUCUGCUAGUCCUCAUUCCAUUUGCCGUACUUCACUGGCACGUAUAUUCAUUUGAUAGCCAU